AUGAAGGCCGUAGUGAUCAACGAUUUCGUUACCGACUUUGACGAGGUUAAAGUCUCCGAGGUAGACGCACCUAUUCCUCACUCUAAUGAAAUACUGGUUCACGUGAAGGCCGCCGGCGUCAACUACGUCGACACACUAUACGCCAAGGGCAAGCACCAGAACAAUCGCUCCUUGGUUCUCCCGCCCUUCACCCUAGGACUCGAGUUCGCGGGCGUCGUAAUCUCAGCACCACCGAGUUCGGAUUUCCGUCCAGGAGAUAGAGUAUUUGGCGGGUAUACCGGCUCAUACAGCGAGAUCAUAUCUCUUCCAGCAUCAACCCCUUUGCACCGUAUCCCGACAACAUGGGACUUCGUCGAAGCUGCCGGUAUAGCAGCCACGCUCCCGGUCUCCUACGCCGCACUCCUUCAAGCUGACAUCCAGACCGGUAAGACGGUCCUCGUGCAUGCGGCCGCUGGCGGCCUGGGCAUCAUGGCAGUUCAGAUUGCCGCAGCUUUGGGGUGCCGGGUCAUUGGGACGGCCGGGUCUUCCGAGAAAUGCGCCGUGGCCACCAGAUUUGGUGCUGCUACUUGUCUCGACUACUCCGAGGAAUCGUCAUGGUGGGAGCGUGUGCUGGAGCUUACCGGCGGGAAGGGCGUUGAUGUCGUCUUUGAUCCCGUUGGCCUCGUCGAUCUCAGCUUGAAAUGCAUUGCUCACAGGGGCAAGGUCUUGGUCGUGGGAUUUGCCGGUAUUCGAGACGGGAUGGAGCGCAUAGCGAUGAACCGAGUCCUGCUCAAGCAAGUCUCGCUGAUUGGUUACCGGUACGGCGAAAGUUCUCGGCGAUACCCAGAAGAGCAGAUGGCCAUCUGGGAUGGACUCCAGCCGCUGAUAGAAACUGGCAAGAUCAUGCCCGUGGUGUACGAGUCUCACUACCGAGGGCUCGAGAGCGUACCGCGAGCUCUGAAAGACAUGGUCGAUCGCAAGAUCUGGGGCAAAGCAGUCAUCACCUUAGACGGCACCCUGACGAACCCUUCAAAGGCGAGGCUCUGA
This is a messenger RNA of Colletotrichum karsti, 1026 nucleotides long. Its product is annotated as zeta-crystallin. The record is from RefSeq and is a predicted model, not a curated record. Gene Ontology annotation, cellular component: mitochondrion. The transcript is spliced from 4 exons. NCBI's taxonomy places the organism in Eukaryota, Fungi, Ascomycota, Sordariomycetes, Glomerellales, Glomerellaceae. Gene Ontology annotation, molecular function: oxidoreductase activity. Bases 1 to 1026 code for a protein of 341 amino acids.